This is a messenger RNA of Amyelois transitella, 5991 nucleotides long. RefSeq names its product MATH and LRR domain-containing protein PFE0570w-like. Gene Ontology annotation, biological process: regulation of transcription by RNA polymerase II. Gene Ontology annotation, cellular component: nucleus. The transcript is spliced from 17 exons. Gene Ontology annotation, molecular function: RNA polymerase II cis-regulatory region sequence-specific DNA binding; DNA-binding transcription activator activity, RNA polymerase II-specific. Bases 139 to 3582 code for a protein of 1147 amino acids. The record is from RefSeq and is a predicted model, not a curated record. Lineage: Eukaryota; Metazoa; Arthropoda; Insecta; Lepidoptera; Pyralidae.
CCCUACUUCGUUAUUUCUGUUUGCUCGAAAUAAAACCGGAAAACUAUGUAAACAAAUUACUGGAUUUUUUAAUUUAUUAAGAAAUUUGUGAAUAAUAAAUGCACAAAUACGUAUGUGAGUUGAGGUACUAAUAGGAAAAUGGAGUCAACAUCGAAAAGGGGAACUAAAUCAUCAGUCCGUUACACAUACUCCGAUGAAGAUGAUGAAUCGGAGAAACCAGUGGUUAAGAAGAAGAAGAAAGUGGAAGGCGGUAAAACAUCAGUGUGCAAAAUUUGCCAUAAGCGAUAUAAAGACAGCCGUCACAUGGAGAUCCACAGGGAGACACUGGACUAUCGGUGUGACACAUGCGAUGCACAGUUCAAGACCAAUAGGUAUCUAGCAAGGCACAAGACAAGGGUGCACGCAACACCGACGCACGAGUGCGAGUUCUGCGGCAAACGGUUCACGAUGCCCAGCAAGUUGGAUCAACACAGACUGGUGCAUACUGGCGAGAAGCCGCACAAAUGCGAGGUAUGCGGGAAAACAUUCAGAGCCAUUUAUUCUCUGAAGACUCAUCGACUUUUGCAUACAAACGAGAAGCCAUACAAAUGUCAGUAUUGUACAUACGCCUGCAGAGACAGCUCCACAUUACGGAAACACCACGAGCGUCACACUGGCACGCUGAAAUGGCAUCAUUGUUCCUACUGUGACAAAAAAUUUUACGCCAAAUGCAUGUUGAAAAAUCACGUGUCCGAGCGCCAUUUCGCUGUGGAUUUGAAGGUGAUACCGUGUCCUAAAUGCCCGUCCAAGUUCAAGACAUCGGGAAAACUGAACUAUCAUAUAAAAACGGUACACGACAAGGCUUACCGCGCCGAGUGCGAAGUGUGCGGCGUCGUGAUAUCGAACAAAAACAAUAUGGCGUCGCAUCUACGGGCGCACAUCGAUGUGAGGCCGUACCGAUGUCCGGAUAAAUCGUGCAAGAGGAGGUUCAAAGAUAUGAGUUCCCUAAAGAAACACACUUUGAUCCACAACGAGGCGGAUCAGUUCUCGUGCGGCGUUUGCGGCGAGCUGUUCGCGAGGCGGCACCGGCUCAACGUGCACACGAGACGACGUCACGGGGACGACACGAGCACCAAUACGAAGUUUAAGAUGAUGUACUGCGAUCAUUGCGGAUUCGGUUACGACAGCAGGCAGCGACUCGUGCGUCACAUGCUCAAACAUGUCCGUCACAGGCGCACGUACGCUUGUGACGUGUGCAAGUUUGUGACGCACAGGAAACUGAGCAUCGAGAGACAUGUGAGAUACGGCCACGGGGAUGAAGACGAUGUGUUAUGCAAGAUAUGCAACAAGAAUUUCAAGUUACACGCCUACUUAAUUACACAUUACUACAACCGGCAUGGAAUUCGCUACAAGACUAUAAAGAGCAUGAAAAUGGAGACUUCAGUCACGAUAAAAGAGGAACCGCAGGAACCGAUCCCUGAUGCUGAGGUGGACCUUGAGGAGAUUCAGAAGCAGGAGCCUUUGGCCAAUAUAAUAACAGACGUGGCUCUAGACCGCGACGCGACAGACUUAUCGUACUCCAAGUCGGUACUGAACGAGGACAUCAGACGGAGCACGUCCUGCGGGCUGUACGCGACCUCGCCGCACAGGUUCCGUCGCAGGCUGAGGGGGAGGGCCGCUAUGAUUGACGAGCAAAACACCUUGUACGCUAGAAAAGAGAAGGAAGUCAGAAAACGCAUACGGAAGCUGCUGUCCAAAGUGAGACUGAGGAAGUGGACGCGCAUAUUGGAGAGAGCGAGACGGCAAUACAACGAACGGAUACGCGCCAUGUCAGCCAAUAAGAAUAAAGAAAAUAAUUCAAAAAUAAAAUACAUAAGCGUGAAUCAAGUUAACAAUAAUGAUAUUGAUAAAAAUAAUAAGAAUGCGGAAAAUAAUUCUAAGACAAAAGAUGAUAAAAUAAUAAGCGAUCAGUUUAACAAUGAAACGUCUAUAGAUUAUGAUACCGCUGAUGAAAUUUCUUUAAAUAAUGAUAUUGAAAUGAAUGAUGAUGUUAGAAAUAUUUACGAAGAUGUGUUUGAUGUAGAAGAGAAUCCUAUUGGUAAUAAUGUUACUAACUCAUUAACAGAUGAAAGCAAAAAUGACAAAUUUAACGCUAAAGAUUCGAACAGCAUUACAACAGAAAUAAUAGUGAAUACAAAAGAAAAUUUAACUAUUCUAGCGAACGGUUUUACUGAAAAUGAUGAAAUUAAUCUCAAUCAUAAUGGCGUAAAUAUUAAUGACGAAAAAAAUAUUGACAAUGAAAAUGAUGUAGUUAUUAAAAAUGUCUUAAAUGGAACUGACAAUUGUGAAUCAAAUGAGGAGGCUGGUCAAAAUUUUGACGAGACAGACGUAGUUGAUGAUAAAAGGGUUAAAAAAGGAGAAAUGGGAGAUAAAGGGAAAAAUCUAAAAUUGAAGAUCAACACGCACCAGUGUUAUAUCUGUUAUAAGCUAUACGAAACAAAACAGAAAUUGUUACAACAUUGCGCGGUGCAUUUCGAUAUAUGUAGUGACACACCCUUGAAGAAAUGCCCCAUUUGCAAUUACGUCACCGAACUGACAAUCACUAAGCAUCUGAAAGACGCGCACGGAAUCAGUAUAACACUACCGUAUCACAAACUUAACGACAAAAACAAGAAUUCCAAUGACGCCUCCAGAUAUUGCUAUAACGUUAACGAUGGAAUUAUAAAAGAAAUUGAAAUUAUACCUAGUGUUAGGAAUCUUAAUAAGAUAGCGUAUAUCAAUAUUGACAAAAACAAUAAAAUUAAAAAAGACAUGUCCGUAGCUAAAACGAAAUUGGUCAAAAAGUCUGGCGAGUGGGUGGUUGAACAUGAAAAUUUGAAUGUGAACGAUGAAUUUAUACUACCCGAGUUUGAUAAAAGGGAAAUUAAGAAAUUGAAAAGUGUCGGCGAUCAGUAUUUAGAUGUAAUUAAGACUCUAGGUCGUCUUGCGACGAGACACAAAGCGAAAAUGUUGUAUCCUUGCAAUAAUUGCGACAAAUUUUGUAGAACAUUCGCAGCGUUGAAAUUGCACAGCCGUAGACACGAAACUAACCCUAAGCCUUUUAAAAAGAAAGUUUGGAAACACAAGUUAAAAGGGAAAGAGGUUAAAAUAAAUAAAUCUGUUAAUAAUCGUAAUAAGAAAGCGAUUGAAAUAGUGAGGCGGGCCAAACCGAGGCCUAUAGAGAACAAACACAAAUGCGACAAACAACUUAUUGAAUUUUACGAGAACAACGUGCAAGGUGCUGGCAUUGAAUUCUGGCAGUUUUUGAAGAUUUACAACAGAAUGAAUAAAGAUCACGCUGGAAAUUUGAAAGAUUUGAAGGAAACAAAUGAAUUUGGAGAUUACACGACAGAAGAGUUGAGUGUAAAUGAUAUUUCAAAGGAAGAAAAAGCAACGAGUAAUGUUGCAAUACAAAAUACAAACACUAAAAUUAAUAAUAUUAAGCCAAAGUCAAAUAUUAGGAGAAAGUUUUCUAGGAAAUUGAUUUUAAGCAAGGAAGAGAGAUUAAGGCACGCUCAGAUUAAGGAACAACUGAGAAGGAAGAACUUAAUGACAAAUAGUUAAUUAUUAAAACAUCUUAUUGUUUAUAAGUCACUUAUUAGAUGGUGCAUUGAUUUGUUAGUAAAUGUUAAUAAAUUUGCUAUAAGGUUGUUAUGAGUUUGUGUUGUUCAAUAUAAAAUUGUAGGAUAAAUAUUUUCAUUAAUUUAUAGUUAACCUUUAUGUAUAAAAAAUAUUAUAGAAAUAUUAACAUAUAUAUUUAUAUAUUUCAUUAUGGAAUACCUUAACAUCGCUGCUGGUACUUUUUCUAUAUAGUUUACAACUAUGAUCUCAAUAAUCUUUGUAUAUUUUUGUCGUAAUUCUUGCUCAAUUUGUUUUCUCUCAUUUAGUGUAUUAUUUAUUUUGUAUCGUUAAUAUUUUGCAAGGAGAAAGAGCAUGUACAUACAUUUAGUCACGUCUGUAUCCCUCGCGGGGUAGACAGAGCCAACAGUCUUACAAAGACGAUAGGCCACGCUCAGCCGCUUGGCUUAAUGACAGAAUUGAGAUUCAUAUAGUGACAGGUUGCUAGCCCGUCGCCUAAAAGAAGAAUCCCAAGUUUAUAUGCCUAUCCCUUAGUUGCAAGGGAUGUGGACGUGAUUAUAUGUAUGUAUCUAAAUAUAUGUUAUCGUUCAUAUUUACAUUACAUGGCAAUAUUGGUUUGGUAACGAAGAUAAAAAAAGAUGUAUGUAUGUAUUACAGCUGCUUCUAAUCACGCACAAAUUGUAAGUCAAUCAAGGAGUACAAUAAAUUUGGGAUUUUUAUAGUGAUGGCCUAGUAACCUAUCAUUCUUCUUCGUCGUUACCUUUUCCCCCUUUCUACGCGGGGUCGGCACAGUAUGUUAGUUUUUUUCCAAUUACUUCUGUCAAUUGCCAUCUCACUGGUCACUCCCUUUCUCCUCAUACUAUCCUUUACGCCGUCCAUCCAUCUCUUUUUCGGUCUUCCCCUAUUUCUUGAACCUUUCACUUUCAUAUUUAAGGCUCUUUUAGUAACAUGACCUUCCUCUCUUCUCAUGAUGUGUCCGUACCAACCCAGCUUAUUACCAUUCAUCUUUUCAUUUAUUGGCGCUACUUUCAUACUUCCUCUUAUAUACUCGUUACGUUUUUUAUCCAUUCUUGUCACUCCACACAUCCAUCGUAACAUUCGCAUCUCACUUGCAUGCAGUUUCCUUUCAUCCGUUGCUUUCGUUGCCCAACACUCUGCUCCAUACAGCAUAACCGGUCUGAUGACAGUCUUGUAUAUUUUCCCUUUUAAUUUAAGAGGCAUACGAGGAUCGCAUGUCACUCCUGUUACUUGUCGCCAUUUUGCCCAUCCUGCCCCUACUCUGUUGUUAACAUCCCGGUCGAUGCCUCCGUCUCCCUGUAUAAGCGAACCUAAAUACUUAAAAUUUGAGCAGACUGGUAAGGUCACACCACUUAAGGCAAUUGAGGAGAAAUUUGAUGACCCACCGAAGUCGAGGAACAUAUGUUCUGUUUUGGUCCUACUGAUCUUUAGACCUACAUACGUUUUCUAAUCUCCUGCCAUUUUCCCAGUCUGCUUUGCACUUCAGAUCCGUUUUCAGAGGCCAAGUAACCUGUCAUUGUCCCUCAAUUAUGCGGAACGGCUUCAUAUACUAGGAGUAAUGGUUCUGUCUACCCCGUUUUGGAAUGAAGACGUAAUACGUGCGAUUUCAUCAUACGUCUGUUUAUAGAUUCUAGUAUAUCAUACACUAUUUCACAUUGUUAUCGCUAACAAUAAUCAAAGCUUCGUAAUUUCCACUAAUUUAUAAUAAAUUUGCAUAAUAAAUUGUUUUGAAAGGACAAAAAUGUUUUCAUACAAAAAGUACUUUAGAUUUUUAUUUCCUAAGCAUUCUUUAGUUUAAAAAAAAAUUACGAUGUUAUUUAUAUUAUUUUAAAAGCAGGAUAUUCCUAAUAAAUUUGAAAGAGUUUUUUUUUCUAUAGAAUAUAAACGUGAUAUUUUUAAGAAUGUAAGUCAAAUUAAGCUGAAUUAUUUUUUAUUUUCCCGCGUCGUCAAAGAAAUUAAGUCGUUAACAUCACAGCAAUUAAAGAUAAUAAACGCAAAAAGUUUUAACCGCUUGAAUAAACGGUCAAGAUUUAGGGCGUAAGAAUAAGAUAAUGUAAGUAUUUUUAAAGAUUUUGGGCUCAUUAAGUUCGCCGUCCAUUUUGUUUUUUGUAAUUGUCAGCUGUCGAAAUUAGACAACUAUUAUCUAUAGCCAAAAUUUUAAAAAAUCUGCUUCAAUUUGUUUAUAUCUAUGGUUUUAUCCCAAGAAAUAGAAAAUUAGUCCAAUUUUACUUUGCUUUUAAAAUGCUCACAACGUUAUUGUAAUUUUUAUUUGUAAUGGCAUUAACACUCUCAGCAAGUUUGUAGAUUAAUUUGUUAAAUAAAUAAACUGUUAUUCCUAAAAUAGUUUUUUUUUAGCUUUAAGCGUAAGAUGAGUUU